Mercenaria mercenaria is the source of this 13790-nucleotide messenger RNA. RefSeq lists its product as uncharacterized. Bases 1700 to 11902 code for a protein of 3400 amino acids. The transcript has 24 exons. The record is from RefSeq and is a predicted model, not a curated record. Gene Ontology annotation, molecular function: protein binding. NCBI's taxonomy places the organism in Eukaryota, Metazoa, Mollusca, Bivalvia, Venerida, Veneridae.
UGUGAAUUGUAGUCAGCAUAGUUUCAAUUGCACAUAUAUAUAAUUCACAUUAAUCCAGUUGAACAGUAACACUUAUAAGGUUUUAAAUACAUAUGAUUAUCACAUAUUAUACGAAAAAUGUAUAAUAAAAUAUUCAAAUCGUUUGUCUUGCCUACGUUUAUGACUGCAAUGUUGUGACAAAAUGUUCUUUGCAAUAAACAUGGGUCACGUUAUCAAUAACAUGAAAUUCCAUUAUAGCAAAAUGCUAUCAUUCGGAAUAUCAGCAAAUUACUGACUAGGUAUUGAUCACAAAAUCUGUACUGAGACUAGAUUGAGAAUGCUGAAAGCUUUGCUUUGCUAUACUACAUCAACCUAUAUUUUGUGUGAGUUGUAACAAACUACAUUUCCCAUGCAUGCACAAAAUAUCGUACAUGAAAGGCGCACCGCACUGUUACACUGCUGACUUCCGCAAUCACAUCUUAUCAGUUUAAGUAUUUCGGAUGGCAUGAGCGCUACACUGUCUUCUCUCAUAACGGGACAGAGCGUUUUUGUCGCUUCAAUUUUCUCCGAUCCAAAUAAUAUUGGGUCGAGAUUAGGAGGGUUUGGUUCUAGAGCGCUUUUCCAUACGCGUGUUUGCAUUCUGUUCAAACGACUCGGUUGUGAGAGGCAAUGAAGAGAUUUACAGUGCCGCAAAAGGUGAUUUUGCUACUUCUGAAGCCCACACACGUUGACGUACAGCUGACAUACUUUCAGGGUCCGUAUGAUAACCAUAGCGCUUUGCAAUAUCUUCACAGCAGUUCCAUUUUCAACUCCGAAAUGACUUGCAGUGCUAUCACAACUGGACAAAGCAUUUGUUGUCAGAAGGUCAGGUAUUAUAGCUGAAUGCUCAGACGAGGUUGCCUUAAUGUCCACUGACACACGAUCUCCUACAUGUGAUUUGUACUACUCCUGUACCACUAUGUACAACAAGGGCUCACACAGAACGUUUUAAUGGAGUUACCUGUGUCAGUGGACAUGUUGGGUACUUGGCUUUUAUCCGUCCGACCUACAAUUCAUCGCGCAUCUCAAACCGUAUUUGACUUAGAGUAAUCAAAUAAUCAUUGAAUUGUUUUUCAGCAUGUAGUUUUGCACAUGGGACAUGUGUGUACUACGAACACACACAUCUAGUUCAGUUUGUGUAAGUUAGAUACUUUUACAAGUGUGUUACUGGCUGGUAUCAUCAUGCGCGGGGGAAUCUCAUGGAACAAAAUUUGCGUUGCAAACGGGCUUCAGACAGGCGGGUUUCCGAGGCGAGUUUGCUAUUCAAAUUACGUUCUCUGAGAUUCUCGUAAGCAUGAUGAUACACUCCAUGUGUUGUCUGAUUGAUUUAUCGUAUUAUUAAAUAGAGUAAAUUGAAUACAUCUUAUUUAUUUAUUUAGAAUAUCUGAAAAUAUUUUCCUUUUAUUGAGCCUCCCUUAAAAACGUGUCAUAUUGAUUUGCCUUAACAUAACCUGGAAAGUAGGAAAAUCGAAUUGGAUUCUUAUCUUAUUUCAUUUGGAUUAUACGUGUGAAAGUCAGUCAAUCACCGCCGAGUUCACAUCUAACCUGACCAGGAUCUAGAGCGUUGCACCGCCGGGUUCUUGGAUGUGCGUUGCCGGAACGUAGAAUGUCGCUGGACAAUAAAGUUUACAGCUUUUGAUUUUGUCGAUUCAUAAGACCGCUUGGUUUCGGUAAUGUAGAGAUGGAUUUCAAAGACGAUGGUCACAGAAUAAUUUCCUGUCGUGGUGUAUUCAUUCUUCUGAUAUUAUUUUUCACAUCCGCGGCUUGUUCAGGUGUUGUAUGUCCACGCAAUACUUAUCUUGCCGGAGAUACGUGUUACAUAUAUAACACUGACAAGUCACACUCAUGGAGUACAGCUAAUAAUUUAUGCCAAGCUGGAGGUCACAAAUUGCUGAAGAUUCACAGUUGGAAUCAGUUUACUACACUUCGACACUGGAUAAAAAUCACAGGAUAUGCCUUUUGGGUUGGUGCGAAUGAUUUUCAUGCCGGAUCUUUCCGUUGGUUGGAUGGCAGCAGCUAUUUCAGACCUUACUGGGUACCCGGGGAGCCAAACAAUCGUAACGAUGAACAUUGCGUUGAAUUCUGGAAGACAGACCAUGGAGUCGGUUUGAAUAAUGAAAACUGCAGAAGAAACUUGGGGUAUUUGUGCGAAGUGACAGAAUGCACGAGAAUAUCAAACUGCAAACAUCGGCAUUGUACCUCAGCAGCCAAUACUGUAUGUGAUGAAUGCAAUGAUGACAACGUUUUCUAUAAGAGGACUCAUUCUAAUACACGGUGUGAAAGAAUGUGUUCAUUCGAUACACACAAGUGUUGGCCUGGAGAGUGUUCUAAUAAACUGACGUCAACCUGUGUAUGUGCAUCAGAUUUUCAUCUUGUAAAAUCAUCUUCUGAAACAUCUUGCCAAUUGCAAACAAAACCAUCAAUUAACAAUUGUCAAACAACUGUUUUUGGUUCAAAUGGAGAAAAGAAACGAACAAAUGCAGGAAAAUGUCAUGAGCUGAAAGACAUUUUUGGAAACUUCAACCUCACUUCUUUGACUUUUUCUAUGAUGUCAGACUUGACUAUUGACAUGAGCAAACUUACAAAGCCUCACUUUAUAUCGGAAAGCAAUUUUGGAAUAACAGACACGAGAAUCGUUAUAAAACAUAUAGCGUUAUCAGGAGCUGAGACAUACAUAAGCAUUCAUAACCAAACAACUGACAUUAACAGCAGUAUGAAUGUCAAUUCAACCGUGUUUAAUGACGGAAACAUACUUCUCGGGCAAGCAAAAUAUACACUUACUGACGGAGAAAGGUUAUGUUUUCAGUACGAAGCAUAUGGAGGUGGUUAUGUUAAAGCUUUCGAUUUUGAGCGAACUUCCAUAAUGAAUCCGUUUUCGUAUAAAAAGACAAAAUCAUAUGAAAGGGUUUGCUACAAGUAUGAUGCCGCAAGACCUAAGCAUUGCCUCAUAUCAAGUUCUUGUCCAAUGAAUGCAAAAAUUUCAGAGCCACUCCACAUUAAAAAUCGAAUAAUACGAUCUCCAAUAAUACCGCUUGAGUUCAAAGGUUGGUAUGACCCUUUACCUGCUGGGGGUAGACAGGAGCAUGCAUCGGGUAUUGAAUCAUUUGAAAUAAGAGUGAACGAAGUUUCAAACGGCAUAGUAGGCACAAAGAAACUUUUCAGUAAACAACUGAAAGCGACUGAGACUUCACUGACACUUAACCUGUCAUCAGAAACCCCAAAACUGUAUUGCAUAACAUUAGAGGUGAAAGACGAAGCCGAUAAUGUGCAGCAAGCGAGGCGAUUUGUUCUUUACGAUAAUACCACGUUUAUUACAACACGAAAUGACAAAAAAUUCACUGUUACGUCAGCUUCCGUGCAAACAAAUUACACAUGGCAGACUCACCAUCACGACAUCUGUCUAAACUGGAAGGAUCAUUUCUAUAACAAGUUUUACAUGGAAAAUAAUUUCUUUAAACCUAUCAGUUCCGACCCUAAUAAACUUAUCAAAGGUCUCUACGAACAAGAAAAUGGACAAUUGCCUGUAUCAGGAACACAUAAUUUGUUUGGUAUAACAUCAUUCAAUUUUUCUUGGAGUCUUAAUGGUAAGUCGUUUUCUCCCGAAAUCGUGGUUCCAGAUUUCUUGAACCAGACAUAUUGCCACAGGUUAUCAAUGUCUGACGGUCAAACGUACACUGUUAAUAUCAAAGCAAUAGAUAUUUUGAACAACACUUUCCUCGAAAAUAGAACAGUACAUAUUGAUAGGACUGUUCCACAUAUAAAUAAUAUUGGACUGGAAAAGAGGGACGAGAAACGACUAUUCGUACAUGACGAUACGGAUUUGUCUCAAAUGAGACUUAUAUUUGAUGCACUGGAUCCACACAGCGGACUUCUCAACAUACAGUGGAAAUUUGGAACGUCUGAUGCAGGACAUGAGUUAGGUUCCGGCGCCAUUGGUAUCCAUACUAUAAAUCAUGAUCAUUGUCCGAAGGAAGUCAGCAAAUGUUAUUGUCCAGAUAUUGGAAAUUGUGAGCGUUACAAUUACAGCAUUUCAUUAAACAGUUUGGUAAAAAACAAUACAAAUAAAGGGAACCACAACCGUAACUAUUACUUCACUAUCAAAGUAACUAACAAAGCCAUGUUGUCUAAUAUUGAACACGUUGAUAUCUUGGUUGAUAAUUCGCCGCCUGAAGUUGGAGUCAUCUACGAAGGGGCUGUUGGAACAUCUGACAUUGAUUACACGAGUGACAAUAGUUUCAUCGUUCGUUGGCACGGAUUCAUAGAUCAUGAAAGCGGAAUUAAAGAAUACUAUCUAGGAUUGUCAGACUCAUGCAAAUCUAAAGAGCAACUCUUUACAGAUCAUGAAACGUCCAACAUUACCGAGUUCAUCAAAGUUCCGCAUACGGAGUCAUCUGUCAGGUUAAAUGCAAACUUUACAGGAAAAAUGUAUGUAAGUAUUAUUGCUAUCAACAAUGCACAUGAAGCAUCUGAUGUGGUUUGUUCUGAUGGUAUUACAAGAGAUAACACACCACCUAAUCUUAAAAAUGUGAGAAUAGAGCACGGUAGAUGGUCCGAGUCUUUAUAUUGUCUUAAUGGACAAGCCUGGCUUUUCCGUUCUGACUUGCAGAAGAACAAAUUGGCAAACAUAACAGGGUGUUCACUACAGUGCCAUGCGAAUACUCAUGGAAGCGGAAUCUUUGAAGUGCUUCCUACCAUAGAAAUUUCUACCGAUGAUAAAGAUAUCGGAGAAUUUAGGUGUAAAAAUCUCCCAUUGUAUAACCAUGGCAACAUUAUUUAUCUUCCUAACAAUCAUAUUUACCUCUCUUGGGAGAUUGAGGAACCCAGCAGUCAAGUUGAAGAAUAUUAUGUUGGUUUUGGGCUUACUUCUAGUAAUGCGUCAGUCCCAUCAUUUAUGGAUUAUAUAACAACCAACGGAAAACAAUAUUUCGAAAUGAGACACAUAGGUGCUAGUGCUGGGGAGCUACUUUAUACAUACAUCAAAACAGUAAAUAAAGCCAAGUUGGAAAAGGUCACAAAGAUCGGCCCAAUACUAAUAGAUGAAACGCCUCCGUACUUUGAUAGAAAGCCAACAGUGCACAUCGACAAGAACAUGGUAACAACUGGAUGGGACAGAACCACUGUCUAUGAUCUUGAGCAAGCUACUGCUAUCAAUCAAGUAUUCUUCCAAAUAGUUCAUGACAAUGAUGUUGUUUCGCCUUUCCUUGAAUGGAGGUUGGAAGAUUCAAAGCCAUGUUUGAACUUCACUGGCGGUUGUAUGAAAUAUCCCCUGAAAAGAUUACAAAGAAUAGAUACCGAUGUCGGGUUAAAUUUUGCCGUCAGAGUAUAUGCAUAUAACAAUGCCGGCCACUUUGCAAUAGAAGAGACAGAUGCAUUCAAAAUUCCCUCGAGGUAUCCACCAGGCCAUGCCGUUGUAAAAGAUAUUGAUCCCGAAAGCAAUUCAAGUAGUGUAUUGAGAGACGUGGAUGUUCACUUUACUGCUAGCAAACUCUGUGUUCAGUGGUACGGUUUCAGACAUCAUGAAAAUGUUAACCUAGAGAUUGGGAUUGGUGCCAACAAUAAUACUGCAGAUAUUAUACCAUUUCAAUUCACAAAUGCUUCAAACACACUAUGUGUAAAAUCAAAAUCGCUUCAAUAUAACACUAAAUAUUUUGUUCUGUUGCGUGCGACUUGCACAGGUGGCAAAACUAUCUCAAGCUCUGAUGGUAUCAUUAUUGUAAACGCAACUGAAUUUCUAAACAGUUUCGAUAUACAUGUCGGUGGAUAUGCAGGUGAAAUACGAUGGAAACAACAGGGAGCUCAAAAUACAUCACAAAAAAGGUUUUGCGCACCAAAAAGUGUAAAAUUAGGAGACAAAUAUAAAUUAUUUUUUGAAGGUCUAAAUAGAAAAUUAACUAUAAUUAAGAAUGCAGACAUGGUUAUAGAUGAAAUAAAAUACAAUAACUUAAGUAUGAAGAUGACAGUAAAUAUGGUACCACUUACCGAACGCCCUUGCUUGAUUGUUGAUUUUAACGCAAGCAGUAAUGCUACCCUGGUCGUGUACACAAGAAAUGAUAACGACAAUAAGUUCAUUUCAGAUGUCAAUACAUUUUUUGUUACUUGGGCAUUUGAAAGAUACAAGGAAAUGUUAAGUCAUUUAAUGUUUGAAGUAGCAGUCGGUAAAAAGUUCUAUCAGAUGAACACUACGAACAACAACUUAGUUACAGCUUUCACAAAAUCAGAUAGUGAUGCAUCUCACACUUUUCAUUUUCCCUUAUUACCACAAGAACACGAAUAUAUUGUGAUUAUUAGACCAUGCACUAAUGUUAGAUGUAUAGAUCAUGUUUAUUCAAAUACAUUCGAGAUAGAAUCCUCGGUACACUCUGGAAAAUUUCAGACAUUUCAAAUUGAACUAAAUAAUGAGAAAACUUGUGUAGAUGUAACCUUGGAAUGGAAAAUGUUUAAAGCCAAGAGUUCCGUGACAAUUUACCAAUGGUCAGUCAGCAAAGACCAUGGAGCCAAUAUUGUUUUGACAAGGUGGAGAACGGUUUUGGGUGAUGGAAGGGUGCUAUAUAAUGUCACAGAAUGUAUACACCUCCCAGUUCUCGGACAUUCUACACUAUACCUCUGUGUGAGAGCGUAUUCUAGAGCCGGUAACGUAGUUACAAUCUGUGAAAGAGCCUCCGUAGUAGAGAAAAGUGAAUUCAAUAAAGAUACUAUAUAUGACAUAGAUGCAUCAGUAACUUCGUGGAAUGUUAUACAACAGAUGAUUCAUAGUUCAAAUAUAGGAAGUAAGUAUUCAGUUUUGCAUGAUGCCGAAAUGGACUUUGGAACUACUAAUACAUCUGUAGUUGGAACUCUGAUGUAUGCAACAGAGAGAAACGUUACCUGGUAUCUGAUGAAAAACAAACAUUUACCUGUUUUAGAACAGUGUGAUAAAGACUCGGAGUGUGUUUUCUCAACAACUACGGGAAAUGGUUAUGUUUUAUUUGACAAAAGUUUAAUAAAGCAGAACGUUUUCUAUUACACAUGCGCUUUCUCGAAUGCCAGUUCUGUCUCGCGUGAAUUGUUUACCGAAAUAUUGUCUGAGAUUCGCACUUGCAGCAACGGUUUCAUAAUUGAUAAUACCCCGCCAUUUGGUGGACAGCUUAAUGUCAAAAAUACUGGGGGAUUUAUUAUCAGACCUUGGAAAAUGGACAUUUCUUGGAAUGGGUUUGAUGACAACGUAAACACAGAAAAGCUGGGAUAUUCCGAGAGAAUAAAGUUUUAUUCUUAUGCAGUCGGAACUCGGCCUGGUAGUGAGGACAUAAAGAUAUACACAGUUGUCGGGAAUGCACAUCGGGCAGUUGUAAGAAAUUUAGAUAUCAAAGAUGGAACUGGUGUUUAUGUUGCUGUUAAAGCGACUGACCACGCUGGACUUUCAACGGAAAUAUAUUCAAAUGAAUUGACAAUAGACUCUACACCGCCAAGGUCUGGCACAGUUGGUAUAAACGGAAACAAGGGAACCUCCAUCUACAUCAGUUCAUCAACGUACGAACUUACUCUUAGUGGUUUUAAUGAUGACCAAAGUGGCAUUGAAUAUUUUGAACUCGCCACCGGGUCGGAUGAAGAUUUAGAAGAUGUUCAACCUAAAAUGAAAUAUUUCAGUGAUCAUAUUGAGCUGGAGUUGCUAGACAAUAUGCAAGACGGGCAUCAAUAUUACAUUUCAGUCAAGGCAGUGAAUAGAGCGGGAUUAUCGUCAAUGCCAGCCACUGUAUCAUUUAUACCGGAUCGGUCUGCUCCCACCGGCGGUCAUGUUCUAGACGGGGACUGGAGGACUAAAAAAGACCUGGAUUUUCAAAAGAACCUUGGAUAUAUACAAGGACAUUGGAAGGGUUUUACAGAUUCACACAGUGGUGUCAAGUAUUAUCGAGCUGGACUUGGUACAAAACCAUACCAAGAUGACAUUGAAGUAUUUGUAGAUGUUGGUCUUCAAACAGAUAUCACAUGGAACGGCACUUACGAAGUUGGUACGAAGUAUUACAUUACAGUAGAAGCAUGUAACAGAGCUGGUACAUGUCGCUCAUUAUCAUCCGACGGGGUAGUGCUUGACAACUCUCCACCAGUACACGGCAUUGUUAAGGUGGGAUCAAGCGUACAUCAUCACAAGUACUUGCCAACUGGAGAUUCGGUUCAUAUUAGUUGGUAUGGAUUUGAAGACCCACAGUCGGGAAUAGAUCAUUACGAAUAUUGUUUGGGAACUAAACCUUUGUUGUGUAACGUAUUGUCAUUUUCGUCCGGCUUACUUCAGUCUGGCAUAAUUAAAACUGGAUUAAACCUUACGAAUGAACACAAAUAUUAUGCAACAGUAAUAGCAUUCAAUAAAGCUGGAUUGGAUGUAAAGACAGCCUCUGAUGCUUUUUGUAUCGAUGACACUCCACCUGUGUUAGUCCAAAAACCAACAUUUCUACUCGAUUACAAUGCCGUAUCGGGACUGUCAACACAAUGGGACAGGUCGGUGUUACGGGUGUCAUGGAAGUUCGUUGACGGGGAAAGUAAAGUUGCCUCUCACAAAAUCACAUUAAAAACACAUCACGAAGGGCACACACCAGUCGAACAAAUACAUAUUGGAAAUGUUGAGAAAUUAACAAUCAGUCUUGAUGAGAAAAACUGGCUUCACAACGGCGAUAAAUACUUUGUUGUCGUUACCAGUUGUAAUACUGCUGGUCUUUGUUCCGCAAGUAAGUCCGACAGCCUUCUUAUAGAUGCUUCACCUCCACACCAGGGUGGAUUUAAGCCGCCGAUGACAUGGCACAACUUAAUUGAUGCAUCACAUCAAACCAGAUCUGAAAUAAUGGUGACAUGGUACGGCUUUGUUGACGCAGAAUCGCCCAUAAAUAAGUACUACUUUACAGUAAGUAGAAAUUACAGCGGGCAAGAAUUGUCUGGAGGUGUUCUUUCCAGAGUUGCCGACUUAAAUGAAAUGGAACAAAAUACAACGAUUACGCUAAACGAAGCACUGGUACCAGAUGAGCUUUUGAUUUUAACCAUUUGGGCCAAAAAUUCCGCUGGAUUGAACAGUACCGUUUCUAGAGUAACGGUCAAUGUACUGCUCUCAGAGAAGAAAUUGUCAUUAAAUUCGUCUGGAAUAUUAGAACUUCAGAAACAUUCUUGUGACAUUCAUUACUGUAAUAAAGACUGCACUUGUGCAGUUUUCGGUAGUCCAUGUGUUGAAGUUCAAACGAAAGAAAACUGUACGACUCUCAACGAGGUUGAUGUGCUAACAAUGAAAUUACCAGAAAUAGAUGUCUAUGGUGGUCUCUAUAGUAACCCUCAAAACAUAACUGCAUCAUCUGCUUGCCUUUCUGGGUAUUGGGUACCACGUGGAGAUGAUCGCGUUAUUCAAAGAUAUGAAUGGAGCAUGGGCAUUAAGAAUCAGCCAGUCGGUGAAGGAAUUUUUGACUUGAAGUCAGAGAGACCGUGGAAAGAUGUAGGGAAAAGAAUGGAAACUGUUUACUGUUUAUCACAUAUUCCUGGUCUACAACAUGACAUUGAAUAUCAAGUAUAUGUCAGAGCUUGGUAUGCAUGGAAUAUGUUUGCAGAAUUUGUGUCUCCCCCAAUACAAGUAGAUCAAACUGCCCCACAUCACGUUAAAGGAAAGCAUAUUAAGGAUUCGGAUGCAAAAUGCUUACAGGACUACGAUGUAAUUGACUGGAUGGACACGAUAUCUGCCUGUUGGGACAAAGUGUUUACAGAACUACAGGGGGAAAUAAUUCAUUACAUUAUUUCUCUUGGAACCUCGAUAAAUGGGAGUGAUGUCUACGAAACAACAAACGUUGGGUUAGUCACAAGUAUUACACUAACAAACCUAAGUCUUUCUCACGGAACUCGGUACUACUUCACUAUCACAGCUUAUAAUAAUGUUGGGCUACACACGACACUAAGCUCAGAUGGUUUUGUCAUAGACAUGGAUAGACCGAUUACAGGUGUAGUUUUCAAUACAGAUAAACACUUAGAUACUGCUUACCAGUCAUCAGCAACCACCUUUGGAAUAUCCUGGCACGGAUUUCUCGAUCAACAAUCUGGUAUAAAGUCUUAUUUAGUAGCAGUUGUGGAAAAAUCUGUCGCAGAUUUCGAAAAUAUCUCUUUUUUAGAUGUAGGGCUUAAAACUAUGUAUGAGUUUCGCAACAUUACAUUUAAACAAGCACAGUCUUAUAAAGGCCUAGUGAAAGCGAUAGACUUUGCUGGGCACACCAGUGAUGUUGUCAGUUCCAAUCCAAAGAUUAUUGAUGUUACAGCACCUAAAUCGUUUGACUGUGUAAAAUAUCAGACAGAAAUUCUGAAUACAACUGAAUUAUUUCUACCUGGCACAAUAUCGUUUUUUAAACGAAAUAUCACCAGAAAUGACUACUACGAAAUAAGAGGAUAUAUGUCGGGCGUGUCAAUUUCCGUUAUGCCGACAUUAGUUAUUGACAGAUAUCAAAUGCAUUUACCUGUAGCCAUUAAUAGCAAUAGCUCAAUCGAAUUUCAGUAUAAUUUCUUAUCCACCGUAUCGGGCUCUAAAUUGUUUAAUAUUUCUACUGCGGACCCUUCGUUGGCUGAAAACAACUUUUCAAUGAACGUUGAAUUCAAAAAAUGCAUAACAGAUAAAAGAAAUGCAGGUAAAGGUGUUGAUGUAAGACAAAUAGGAUCAUCGAGACUAGCUAUAAACAUCAAAGUAAAAGAUGAAGAGAGCUCACUCUAUAAGGUAAUGGUAGGUGUAGGAACAACUCAAGGCGGAUUUCAGGCUAGUCCACUCACAGUUCUAAACAGCGCUUCCGGUGACGUUAUUGACGUGGACGUACAACAUGGAGCUCAGAUUUUUGUCACUGUUUUGGCAGAAAACCACGCAGGUCUGAGAUCAGUCUUCAAAUCAAAUCCAAUUACUAUUGACAAAACUCCACCGGGGAUUUCUAGAAUAGAAGGAAAGCUUAUAGACAAUCAUUCUGAGAUGAAUCAAACCGUGAGGACCUUUAAUCUUUUGGCAAAAUGGGAUGUUGCUGAUCAGCAGAGCGGUUUAAAAUAUUGUCUUUGUGGUAUAGGAAAAGUGAAGGGCGAGGUAGACAUUGAAAGAUACAGGUUAUCGGACACAAACGAAACGUGUGUAUUUCGACAACUUGAAUUACAACAUGGGGAUACUGUCUUUGUCAGUGUGAAAUGUAUUAACAAUAUUGAAUUAGCUGCUGAGAACGUUUCUGAAAAAAUAACUGUAUAUAACGAUGCACCGGAAAAUACAAAUGCAUAUAUUCGCUUCAUUUCGCAUGAUUCAAGCACCGCCGGGGCUUCCUUUCAAUCCCCAAACGAAUCAGAUGUUUCUGACAUUGCAAAGUUCAUCCAAACAGACCGUUCCCAUGUCGUGUUAGAAUGGACAGGAUUUGAAGACCUGACUGGCAUUGAUUUCUACGAAUACCGUCUCGUGUGCCGAAAUAGUUCGAUCGUUAAUUGGAGGAGCAACGGUAAACAUACAGCGGCCGAAUUAAAAGGCCUUGACCUACAGUCUGGCGGUCUUUACACUGCUGAAGUAAGGGCAGUAAACUCUGGUCAUCUUGUUAGUGAGCCAGUAGUUGCAGAUAUGAUUGUCCACAACCAUGAACCAAAAUUAACAGGCAAACCAAUAUCUGUUACCGGUACAAACCAACGUUUGUUGCUCGACUGGAGUGAUGUUUUUCGUUUAUCAGAUGGUAUCUCCGUUACAUACGAUGUAAUGAUUGGUUCAAAACUGGGAUUCUCAGACAUUCUUGAACUGAAGAGUAUCGAGGUGAACCAGUAUGACGUCACUGUACCGAAGACAACAAUUAUCACACCCAACGUCCAAGAAUUAUUCAUUUCUAUUUCUUGUACAUAUUCGACAGGCCUGUUCACGCAGUACAAGUUCAGUUAUAAGCUUUAAAGAUUUACCUGAAUAUAUUCUCGACCUGUCAGUUCAUUAACAUUGUGGCUAAUGUAUAGUUAUCAUUUGUUACCAGAACGGUAAUUAUAUGUUAUUGUAUGUACACAAAUCUUUACUUCAUUCUGUCUAUCCGUCCAGGUAUUUCGUUCUUCCGUCCAUGUCUUAAUAUAGCUUUAAAGUAUUGUAUAAAUUUGCUUUGUAAUCGGAAUUGCUUAGCAUGUAUAUUUCAUUAGAUUUGCUCCGUAAUUAGGAUUGUAUACCAUAUGUAUUGUAUAAGAUUUGCUUUGUAAUCGGAAUUUGAUAUCAUGCAUAUCGUAUUAGAUUUGCUUUAUUAUCAGACUUGGAUAUUCUGCAUAAUGUAUAUGAUUUUCUUUGUAAUCAGAACUGGAUAUCAUAUGUAUCCAGAAUGCAAUUUUAACAAAUUCUAUGUUUUAGAAUCCAGUGAUGCUGUAAUAAUUUCAAUUUUAAUAUUAUUAUGGAAACAAUGUGAUCUAUAAAUACUGUAAAAUCUGGUAAAUAAGCGUAUACGCUUAUAAUAAUUUUAGUGACACAUUUAUGCGCCUAUAUUUUAUAUGCGUUUAUACUUAAGCCAAAACUAUGCGCUUAUAUUUGAUAUGCGCUUAUAGAAAAGCCGUGUGCGCCUAUUUUUGAUACAAGUAUUAGGAAUAUUGACAGUGUUUGCCUUGGUUGAGAAAACGAAAGUAAAACAUGACCAUGGACGUGCGCAGUGAACUAUUUCCUUUUACUGCAUAGGCUUACAGUAAUUAUACAUAAUAUAAGCAUAAUGGACUACAUAAUUUGGAAAUAAUGUUCAAUCUUUCGGACCAUUUAAUAAUUGUUCAACACUAAGAUUGUAGCAAUUUUAGCAAUAUCCUUUUCACAGAUUUAGAAAAUAAUGACAAUCUGUUAUGACAACGCAAACAACAUUUCUGCUAUUCAAACUUUUACUUCCAUUUACUGAAAACAUUUUCUAUUCAAAAAGCAUGAUUAUCGUUAACAAUUAUCGUUUUAUCAGACAACAGAUGUUAAAAUCGGCUUUUCAACAGAUAAGAACACUUGUCACCUGUAUUUGUGAUAAACAAUUAUCACGGUAUAAUACCGUUAAUUACAUCUUUUUGCUGCAUCUGUUGUUUGUUUACCAGUAAUCGGAUAUGCGCCUACUUUCGAGGCAAAAUUAUGGUAACGGCAUGACAUGUGCUUAUUAUCACAUACGGAAUAACAGUAAGGCCGUAUGCGCUUACUUUUGAUAUGCGCUUAUAUUCGAAAAUGCGCUUAUUUACCAGUUUCUACAGUAGUAUGGUCAAUACUAUAUGUGUAUGAUGUGUUUGUUUUAUACUUAAAUAUAAAUUUAUGAACGCUAUUAUAACGUAUAGUAUGUAAUAUUCGAACAAUACCUCCUCAGUUUAAGGACAGAUUUUUGAAGUAAGGUAUUUCUAACAAAUAUGUUAUUAAAACAUUGUCAACAAAAUUUAUUAUGCUGCGAUACAUUGUUACGCCCUAAUAAGUUUAUAAAAGCUCAAAGUACACUAAAACUCAUAUCUUCAUAAACAUGCUACUCUGCAUAAACAUGCUCCUCUUCAUAAACAUGCUACUCUUCAUCAUAAACAUGCUACUCUUCAUAAACAUGCUACUCUUCAUCAUAAACAUGCUACUUUCAUCAUAAACAUGCUACUCUUAAACAUGCUACUCAUAAACAUGCUACUCUUAAACAUGCUACUCUUAAAAAUUGGUUUGUAGACAAACAAAAUAUGGCCAAUUCUUAUUAUACCAAUAAGGAACUACGUUGGUACACUAUUUGUUUGAAAGUGGCCGAUAUUGUACCUGUUAUCUAUAUAUCCUAUUGCAUGUUUGUAUGUUUGCUUAUCUAAUAAUAAAUAGAUAAUAUUAA